Molecule: messenger RNA, 8875 nt
Organism: Caretta caretta (loggerhead turtle)
Lineage: Eukaryota; Metazoa; Chordata; Testudines; Cheloniidae
Source: RefSeq, a predicted model, not a curated record
AUCAUACAUUUCUUGAACACCUAUGACUCCCCGUUAGUUAACUGGAUCCAUGACUUCUGUCUGCAUCACAAAAAUGGAUGCAACCUUUGAUAGAAGCCCUUGGGUUGUGCAAAGAAAGGUGCAGGAAGCCCUUAAUAGCUAAAUUUAUGGCAUUGUCUUUUACUUGGUCUUAUUUAGUCUCAUAAUAUAGGUCUUCUAUCUGUCUCAGGCAUUUCUAGAGGCUCCUAUCUCUAUGUUGCCUGACUGCUGAAUUUGUUGCAAGUGUCAGAAUUUUAUCACUUGUGGUAAAUCAGGAGUGCUGCAUGGCUCCGGGAGGCUUGGGGAAAAGGAAAUCAGGAAAGUGAAGGUACACGGUACAGACUCUAGACUCAGUCCUGUAAGUGCACCCAUGAGGACAGACCUCUGUGCCAGUGUGUGUGGAGACGCAUCUACACAGAUAAUGCAUUUUACCUGGUGUCCAAAGACCUGUUUCUAUGGGCUUGAACCUCAUUAAGGCCCUGUCUUCUGAGCUGGCAUUUGAAAGCUGUUUAUAAAACGGUAGCAAAAAUGAACAAUAAAGUGGGUUGUUUGAUAAGGACAAUCAGACAUUUGCAUGUAUGUGGUUCUAAACUGGGUCCCAGCUUUAGAACGGCGAUGAGGACAUACACAUUAGGGAUCAGUAGAUAUAAGAGUGCCAUACAAAGUGUGAACCUGAGAAGAUUCCUGUUAAAUGUUCCUCCUCACCGGCUUGAAUCAUCUCUCCGAUUGCUGUCUCACGGGGUGCCUGUUUAUAGUAAAGGAGAUGUCACUGUAAAAGAACAGAAUGUUGCAAAGUCUCUAUUAGAUGAACAUAUGCAAAGUUCAUCUAGUGCCUUGGACCCUCUAGAAGAAGAUAGAAGUGUUGUUGAAGAGAAUCUGAUAGCGAAGAGCGAAAGGAGUCAAUCACAGCAGUUCUUUGAUGACCUUCAAAAAUGCACAUCUCCCUGUGAUGUAUUAGACCUAGUUUCAAAGUCUGCUAUUUCUGAGAAGCAUUGUAGUAACUGUUUUACUACUAUGUGGGCGCUCACCAAAAAGCUGUCCGAAGACCAGAAGCGUUAUGAGAAACAACUGAUGGUUGAGCAUCCUGCAUUCAUGCAGCUAUGUCAGCGUCUGAUGCAAGAGUCUAGGAGCAUGUGGUGUGAUGACUUGGUAUACAGUCUGCAUGCUGUGGUGAAGCUAGGGAUAUCCCAGAACACUCGACUGGUUCAGACUUUGCUGAGGGUCUCUCAGGAGCGCCUCAAUGAAUGUGAUGACCGAUGUCUCUCUGUUGUGUCAACCACCUUGGCAACCAUGGAAAAAAGCAGAAAUGUGGAUGCUCUUCAAGCUGGAUUACAGUUACUGGUGGAGCAGCGAAUUCCAAAGAUCAGUAACAUUUUUAUGUUGCAAAGCAUGAUGAAAUGCAUUGGAAAAGAUGCCCCACUCUCUCUCAAAAGGAAAUUUGAGAGUAGAGUUUUGAAAGAGCUGGACCACUUGACUCCUCUGAACGCUCAACACAUGUUUAGUGCUCUGGCUGUGAUGAAUCACUGCUCCAUGCCAAUCCUGGAUGCCUGCAGUAACAAAAUCAUUGAGAGUAUCCAUGGUACUCCAUUUUGGCAGUUAAUCCAUGUUCUGAGGUCAUGCAGCAUCCUCCGGUACCGCAAUGUAGUUUUGUAUUCAGCAAUAGCAAACUACGUGACUUCAGCCAUCUACAUGUGGGACACUAAACAGAUUGUCCUGUUUUUGUCUGCCUUUGAGGGACUUCGUUUUCGACCUGUUGAGCUGAUGGAUAUUUUGGCUGAGAAGGUGACAAGUCAUCCUGAAUCCCUGAAUCUGAAGGAUAUUCUAAGUAUUCUCCGGGUGUAUUCACUUCUCAACCACGUUCCCAAAUGCCAAAAUCAGGAGUUCCUGGAGUCUCUCAACAGUGCCUUGAAUAAGUACCUCACCAGGAUUUCUAAUGUGGAUCUGCUGAAGGCAGUGUAUUCAUUUUGCGUUUUAAAGUAUCUGCCCCAGCCUGCACUUAGUCAGCUCCUGCAAGGGGACAACCUCAAUGAGUUACUAAAAUCAGAUGGCCUUAAUAAGGAGCAGAAUGAAAUGAUGCUGCACUGUGUGAACAUGUGUCUGGAACUUGAUAGUCCUCCUUCAUUCACUAAGCCAGCAACUGUGUUUAUAAAGAAACCCUCAUCACCUUUGGUUUCUGAUCUCCCUGAGGUACAGGAGGCUCUCCUGAAACUUCUGGGAGAUGAGCGUAUGGUUCAGCAAAACAUCCAACUGCCACAUGGUUACAACAUUGAUUUUGAAAUCAAAAUGGAUGCAGACAGAAAAAAAGUGCUUCCAGUAACUGAAGUAGAUGAUCCUGCUGAUGUUCCAAAUGUUCAACGAGUGGCUGUUCUCUGUGCUCCUCCAUCUGCUUUCUGUUUUGGCACAAGACACCCCCGAGGCAAGCUGGCAAUGAAGAUGAGGCAUCUGAAAGCACUGGGCUAUCAUGUGAUACUGGUCCACUACCAGGAGUUUAAAAAACUGAAGAAAGAAGAAGCAAUUGAGUGUUUGAAGGGAGAAAUCUAUUCAGCAAAUGCUUUUCCUUUUUCCGAUGUGAAUUUGCAGGAUAAUAUUUAAAACGGACUGAGAACUUCGGAUCUCCUGCUUUUUUCCCAUCACAGCCAUUCACAAGAAGACGGAAGCAGUUUCAUAUAUUCCUGAAAAAUGCCUCAAGACAUUAUACCUUGUAGAAAGUUUGUAAAUUCAACUAUAUCUACUGAAGGAGUUUUUUAGCAGUAGAAGCAGUUCCUUUCAAACCUGUGUUCCGGAAUGCUAUAGCUAAGGCUCCUUAAACAAUAAUUGACUUCAUUUAAAAACAAACCAAAAAAAACCUCCUGCAUUUAAUGUUGAAACUAUCUCAAAUUUAUCUUUUUUUUAAACUACAUCUAGGCUACUCCAGUGGGCCAAACUGUUCAUUUGUUCUUGAACUGGGGGAGUGUGACAGUCUUUCAGAGCAGUUGGGACCAUGGCUGCUCUCACUGUAGUGAGAAUGGGAUAACGAGUCAAUCUGUCUUUAGCUUUCAGUAAGAACUCCAGCCAGAAAAGCAGUAAAUCAUUAGAUAUUGACUGGAGUGGAAAUAAAAACGCCCAAAUCUCUUGAUAAGUUUGUAACUCAGAAAAUAACUUUCUAGUCUCGUUUUCAGAAGUCUGGGACAGCAAAUGAUUCUUUAUUCUCCAUGCUUUUUCUUCAGUCUGAAGCCUUUCCGCCUGUUAUAAAGCACUCUGAGAGUCAUCGCUAUAAGAUCCUGUCCCUCGUAUAAAUUGCCUUGUGAUGUCUUCUUUUGUUUCAGUAUUAGCUCUUCCAAGACUACUUACAGCUAUUGCACAGCACUUACGAAGGAGAGCUGCAGAAAGGGAUCGGGGGGUCAUAGUGGACCACAAGCUAAAGGAGUCAACAGUGUAAUGCUGUUGCAAAAAAAAGCAAAUAUCCUUCUGGGAUGUAUUAGCAGGAGUGUUGUAAGCAAGACGCAAGAAGUAAUUCUUCCGCUCAACUCUGCACUGAUUAGGCCUCAACUGGAGUAUUGUGUCCAGUUCUGGGCACCACAUUUCACGAAGGAUAUGGACAGAUUGGAGAGAGAGUAGAGAAGAGCAACAAAAAUGAUUUAAAGGUCUAGAAAACGUGACCUGUGAGGGAAGAUUGAAAAAAUUGGGUUUAGUCUGGAAAAGAGAAGACUGAGAGGGGACAUAACAGUUUUCAAAUAUGUAAAAGGUUGUUGCGAGGAGGAAGAAAAAUUGUUUUUCUUAACCUCUGAGAAUAGGACAAGAGGCAAUGGACUUAAAUUGCGGCAAGGGAGGUUUAGGUUGGACAUUAGGAAAAAGUUUCCAACUGUCAGGGCAGUUUAAGCACUGGAAUAAAUUGCGUAGGGAUGUUGUGGAAUCUCCAUCUUUGGAGAUUUUUAAGAGCAGGUUAGACAGACACUUGUCAGGAUGGUCUAGAGAAUAUAUAGUCCUGCUGCGAGUGCAGGGGACUGGACUGGAUGACUUCUCAAGGUCCCUUCCAGUUCUAUGAUUCUAUGAUGCAACACAACAUCCACUGGCCCACCACGUAGUAGAGGAUAAAUCAGAAUAAUGGUGGUAUUGCCUACUGAUAUAAAUGUGAAGUUUAAAGAAUGCUCUAAUUUGAAGGAGUGGAAGAGGCAGACAUAGCUCUUCCAUCCUGUUCUUGAAAAUACUCAUUAGUACUUGCUUUCAAGAGUCAGUCAAUGAAACACUUGCAUUUUUUUGUCAAGUUAUUUUUUUGUUUUAAUGAAGUGCAAUUUUGAAUAGGGGUAUUUUGAACAUUUACUUAGUAACAGCACUGAAACUUGUGGUCUUCAUAGAAUAUCAGGGUUGGAAGGGACCUCAGGAGGUCAUCUCGUCCAACCCCUUGCUCAAAGCAGGACCAAUACCCAGUUUUUGCCCCAGAUCCUGAAAUGCCCCCUCAAGGAUUGAACUCACAACCCUGGGUUUAGCAGGCCAAUGCUCAAACCACUGAGCUAUCCCCCCGCCCCUUACAAAUCUGUUACCCAUUUCUGCAUUAUGGUCAGUCCUGUGAUAAUGAUAUUGUUCAACCAGAACAAGUAAAUAUAUGUUAGAGCCUUUGGCAGUAACCUUAUUCAACCAAAUGGCGGUGCUCUUGCUUCGCAUCAUGGUGAGCUGUGAACUGCACACUUCUUUGUCUCUGUAUUCGGCUGAGGAUUUGGCUGAAGCUUUGCAGUGAUGUGGUAAAAGAAUUAAGGUGAAAAGAAGAAAUGAGGCAUUAUUUUAAUUUGCUGCCGUACCCUUCACGGAGUAGGUCAGCUGAAUAUGAUAUAUGUUUGUGGAGAGAACUUGCUAGUAAAGAUAUGUACAGAGUUAUGACUGGUAACAUACCACAAGAAGAGCUGUCUUUGCUGGUUUUCAGACUGGCUGAAACCCUGAAGCAUGGAAAUUCUGCCAGAAAGCCUGAACUUGUGAGAUUUAAAACUGGAUUUUCAGACCAAAGCGAUUUGCUUGUUGAUGGGAUUUUCCUUUUUCUGGAUCAGAUGCACCAAGAAAUACUGAUUAUCUGAAUGAACCUUUCCUUUUCUUCUAGCCAAGAUGGCAUGCAAGCGAUUUUCUUUUCUGUCAACGCUACGUUAAAGGUGUAGAGUACUCAUGACCACUGCACUGAAUGAGUGACCACUGGAAAAAACAGUAGUGGGUGGAACCAAUGACCCACCUCAUUACACUAGUUAUAAUGUAAUAGGCCCGAAUAGAAGGCAUAUUUCAUGCCAUAUGCAACGUGAUAGUACCUUGCUCCUGCUGUAUCACUAGCUGUUUGUAUUAUGCUUGCAUCUUAUAAAUACAGUGCUAUAAACACUCAGCUAUAGAAUAGUUAUGAAAGAUAUUUGUUCCCACUGAGGACUUUGGUCUUUCUUCGGAUUUUCUGAGUCUUUUACCCUAUUCUUUCCCUCCUACUGUGGAUUCCGCUUGUUAGCAACCUCUCAGAUCCCAGCAAAAAGUUGCUAUUAUCUAAAGGUUGCCAGUAAGCAGAAAGUUAGUCUAUAGGGGUGCAGCUAGGGAAUGAAGCACUGGGACAUGCGUGGUACCUUUCCCUGCCUGCCCGCAAACCUGCCUACAGCUGGGAGGGGCAGCUACAUGCAGAGUAGCAGGGGGGAUGCAGCCCAGAUGCUGGGGCUUUCCUUGGGGUUGCGGGGCUGCACAGUACAGGAGCCUGGGCUUGGCACAUCCCAGUUCUUCCUCCCCUGGCUGCAGCUCCGCAAACCUCCCUGCUGCUGCCCUGCCUGCAACCUCCCCUCCCAGCCACAGGUAGGGCUGCAGACAGGAGGCACAUCAAAAAGUUGUCAAUUAGCAGUAUGCCUGUUGCCAAUAUCCAAAUCCUAUUAACAUUAAAGUCAGUGGGGUGGGAUUAGAAAAUGUUGCUACCCACAGGAAGUUGAUAAUAUCAGGAUUCCUAUUAAGUGGCACCCACUGUGUUUGCCUCCUAGCAUUUCCCUCUAGCUUGAGUAUGAAUAUCAUUCAUUGUACAGUUGCGACCAUGCCAUGGCAUCUAAAAUGCCACAAGAUUUUCAGGUGUCAAUCAUCGAAGGCCAAAUUCCAUUUUUAGGCAUGAUUCCUGGGCCAGAGUAUAUAUUUUGGAUAACAUGCUCCCACUGAUGUCAAUGGAAAAUUUUUACAUAGAUCAAGUAUAGAAUUUGACAGUAACUCAACUUAUUAGUUACUAUUCUUUAUUAAGUACUUUGUUUUUCCAUUCAGUAUUGCUCAUGGGGAAAGCAUAUGGCACCCUCAUGGGACCACCACCCACUUUUCCUUUUCACUUUCAUUUCUCUUUCUGUCCCUCUUCCUUUUCAUUCUCUCCUCCUUUCUUCCCUCUGCAUUUCUUUCCUCACAGCAAUUCCUAAUUUCUCAGUAUCCUUGGUUUUUCUCCCACCCAUUCCAUCUAUUAAAUGAUCAGCAAUAAAGAAAGUUAAUGUUGACCCUAAAGGGUUUGUUUUAGUUCUCACUCGAGUGAGAUUAAUAGGGGACAGAGGAGUUCACACCUCUCUGAGCCAUUGUUUCAGGCUGGCUGCAGACUCAGGAAGGCAGCCUUGUGUCCAUUUACCCUUGGUUCACGUUUGGAAGGUUUUCUUUCUAGUGAUAGUUAGAAACUUCUUUCUGAAAUGAAAGCUGAGAUUUUGCACAAAGUGAAUGUCAUGCAAGCUGUGAAGUGAUAAAUAGUACCCUUUUCAUUGGCGCUGUUAUAGCAGUUCUGGAUCUAUCCCACUUGAGAUGUAACUUUCUUUUCAAAGAAGAGAGCAGAAUAUUCUUGUUAGAGCUGACAUAGAUUUUGUCAGAUCCAUGAAGGGGGCAACAUGUUUUAUUCCCUGGGCCACAAGGAAAUCUGAAUAGAGGACCCAUGUAACAUUCUGUUCCCCCAUUAUGAAUUUGUGAAGUAUUAAGUAGGGGUUUGUCUACACAGGGAACCUAUUGCAAAAUAAGCUAGGGAGUGAAUUUAAAGUGCAAUAGAUAUUUCAAAUUAAGAAUGCCUUUGUGCGGUUUCAUAGAAGUGGAGUAAGCUAAACCCACAUCCCCUAAGGGCGUGGCUAUACUUGCAAGUUAGAGCACAUUAAAGCAGCCCUGGGCCCCCUAACUCCUGAGGUGUCCACACUGGUAAGGCACAUAGAGCAUCUGGACUCUGCAGCUGGAGCGCUCCUGGUAAUCCACCUCCAUGCUGCACCCCGGCUGAAACAUCCAGGCAUCAGUGUGGACGAGGCGUUGCAUUACUGCGCUGUGAUUGGCCUCCGAAAACGUCCCAUAAUCCCCUGAAGUCAAGUGGUUACUCUUGUCGUUGUUUUGAAAUCGGCUGCGGGCAUGUGGAUAUCCCCUUUCAAAGCUCCGUUUCUGGCAGCCAGCAUGCUUCUCUGCUCUGGGACAAAGCAAACCAUUAGUGUGAAAUGCUGCUGUUGUGAGUGUGUGUGUGUGGGGGGGGUGUCUCCUGUCUGAACUUACAAGACAGCAUGCUGACGCACUCUCCCCUCCUCCCCCACAUACACUCCCUGUCACACACUCCCCCGGCCCCCCAUGUGAAAAGCAUGCUGCAGCCACUUGCACACUGGGGAAGCUACCACAAUGCACUGCUCUCUGUGGCGUUGCAAGAGCUGCUAAGGUGGCCAUGCCAGUGCGCUUCCAGCUGAUAGCGUAAACACACGGCAGCGUUUUCCCUGCUGCGGUCUCCAAAGGCUGGUUUAACUCCCAGUGCUCUACAUCUGCAAGUGUAACCAAGCCCUAAAAGUGCCUAUGUCUACACUUAAAACACUACAGCUGCAGUGCUUCAGUGUAGACACUCCCUACAAUGACAGAAGGGGUUCUCCCAGAGCUGUCUACACUGGGGGUUAGGUUGGCAUAGCUACAUCUUAGGGGUGUGACAAAGCCACACCCCUAAGAGACCUAGCUAUGCUGACGUAAGUUCCCAGUGUUAAAUGUGGGUUAAGCAUUCACAUGGGGAGCUAUUGCGGAAUAGCUAUUCCAGGCUAUGUCCCGUAGCAGGCAAAGCAUUAGACACUAGUCCCAUUGAAUUUAACUGCCCCUUUCACAUGAGAAACAAAAACUCUCAUGGAAAAGGGUGGCAGGAUCAGGUCCCUUUUGUGCAUAAUCUUUGAUAUAAACUGCUAAAAAGGUUUUGACUUAAAUAAUAUAAUAAAGUUCAGUGAUCGAAAGCACAGACAAAGUAAUAACUGGCACUAGGAUAUGCAAGCCAGGUGAGGUCUAAAAGUGGGCAGAGAGGCAAUGAAGCAAGCCAGAAAUGAGAAGACAUGCCGCAAAGGAGAAGGCUCUUGCAACAGGUGGCUGGUGUGAAGGAAUGGGGCCAGUACCAGAUGAGCAGAAGGAGUGAGGUAGCGUGGAAGGGUUGAAAAUAGAAAUUAAAUAAGUGGAUCCUAGAAUGAGGGUACAAAAACAUGUUUCUGGGGGAGUGAUGUGGUUAUGGAUCUGUGUAAAGGGGCUGUACGCGAGAUUCCUGCAUGUGCUGGAGUCUAGAGAAUUAGGACUUGGCAAUUGCAAAAGAGAAGGGAACUGUAGUAGCCAAGAGUGCUACAAAGACUGACCUGACUUUUCCCUAGUCUGAGUUCUGUUCCCAGGCUACUUUAAUUGGUAUUGUUUUAGAUUAUUAUUUAUUAAUGCUAAACUGUUCUCAUCUCUCCAAGCAAAUUGCAGAGCAAAUAACCUUGCUUGAAUAAGAUAUCAAGUUUACUUCUUAUUUCUUGGCAAUGGAAGAUCAGCAUUUGAGAAGAAUUUACAGAUGUUUUGUAAGUAUCAACAACAGCAGAGGCAAAAUGUGCAGCAUUUCAUAUGACGAAUUAUUAAGUUAUGUCUGGAGACAGUAAAAUACUGAUGUUGAACAUGU